AUGUCCACUGAGGUUGUCAGAAACAUUGACGACAUCAAGGACAUUACCGUUAAGCACAACAACAGCGCAGAGUACGUUUUGUCAACUGUCGAUCGUGUUGUUAACUGGGCCCGUGAGGGUUCUAUCUGGCCCAUGACUUUCGGUCUUGCCUGCUGCGCUGUUGAAAUGAUGCAUUGUUCUACACCUCGUUACGAUCAGGAUCGUAUUGGUAUUGUUUUCCGUGCUUCUCCACGUCAGUCCGAUGUCAUGAUUGUUGCCGGAACUCUCACCAACAAGAUGGCACCUGCUUUGAGAAAAGUUUACGAUCAGAUGCCUGAGCCUCGUUGGGUUAUUUCAAUGGGCAGUUGUGCCAACGGUGGUGGAUACUACCAUUACUCCUACUCUGUUGUCCGUGGUUGUGACCGCAUUGUACCCGUCGAUAUCUACGUUCCUGGAUGUCCUCCCACUGCUGAGGCCCUUCUCUAUGGUAUCUUCCAGUUGCAGAAGAAGAUGAGAAGAACCAAGAUCACCCAGCUCUGGUACAGAAAGUAG
Molecule: messenger RNA, 531 nt
Organism: Phycomyces blakesleeanus NRRL 1555(-)
Lineage: Eukaryota; Fungi; Mucoromycota; Mucoromycetes; Mucorales; Phycomycetaceae
Gene: NDUFS7
Product: NADH dehydrogenase Fe-S protein subunit 7 NDUFS7
Exons: 5
Coding region: 1-531 (176 amino acids)
Biological process (GO): mitochondrial respiratory chain complex I assembly; aerobic respiration; electron transport coupled proton transport
Molecular function (GO): quinone binding; 4 iron, 4 sulfur cluster binding; NADH dehydrogenase (ubiquinone) activity
Source: RefSeq, a predicted model, not a curated record